AUGGAAGACGUCUCGGCGCGGAUAGCGGAUAACAUCCAAGCUGCAUCGAUAUACGGUCAGCGAUCCCAUGGGUUUGGACCGACAGCUCAACACCAUCUUGACGGCCUUGACGGACUCGACUCGGACACUGCAAGCAUCUCUACGGAUGUCGUGAAUCCAGAACGGGCAAUCAUAGAAGAGAGACGAAAACGCCCGGCGCUACCUCCUAUUCCAGACCUGCGAUUUCAACAGAGCUAUCUUGCGAGUAUCUCAAAGGCUACGAGCUGGCAGCAUGUUGCUUGGAUUACACUUAGAGAUCAGAUGAUAUUACCUCUCCUGCAAGGGACAUUAUGGACGCUUGCGCUGUCUGGAUGGCGGCAUUGGACUCGCGGAGCUCGGGCUAGCGGGAGAGCAACCGGCCUGACUUUACGCCAGCUAUGGUUCAAGUUGACGAACGGGAAGAUGCCGGAGCUGCGAUUGUAA
Molecule: messenger RNA, 462 nt
Organism: Nannizzia gypsea CBS 118893
Lineage: Eukaryota; Fungi; Ascomycota; Eurotiomycetes; Onygenales; Arthrodermataceae
Exons: 2
Coding region: 1-462 (153 amino acids)
Biological process (GO): mitophagy
Molecular function (GO): mitochondrion autophagosome adaptor activity
Source: RefSeq, a predicted model, not a curated record